CAGGAAGGAUGGGUGGGGCCGCGGAGCGGGCGGAGGAGGGAUGCCUGGGCUCUGGCUUGGUUCCGGGCGGGGCCGCGCUCCCGGGGCGCGGGUGGAGGAGCUUGGUACCGUGGAUCGGGCGUGGGCGUUGCGGACUGCAGCUUCCCAAGCCGCUGUCGGCCCGGAGGGGAGGCAAGGCGGACGGCGCGGGCCGUUUCCCUGCCUCCUCUGCUCCACUUCGGCCGCCUCCCGCCUCUCAGGGUCGGGGUUGUCUGUCCCCUUCGCUGUCACAUCCUCCGCACCCAGCGCGUGGAAGGUGCCCCAUCACGGUGACAGACAGGUGCCAAGCAGGCUGGCGUCUGGGAGGAACUUUGGAGCCGGCUCUCUCUAGGCCCCAAGCUUGGCCGCAUCCGUCCUUACCCUGGUGACCCUGGGCAGGUCGCUGACUCUUCGGGCGCCUUGGCAUCCUCGUUUGAAAGGGGCUGUUAUCCUGCAGCCUUGCUGGUCGGUGAGGGUGAGGGCGAGAGGGAUCUGUGCACCUAGCACCGUGCAUGGCACGUGGUAGGCGUUUGGUACAUGGGAAUUGCUGUUGGGGUGUCACCUCCCCAGAAAGUUCUCGGCUUCAGUAAGCGCGUCCCCUGCCAGGCGCCCUGGCAGUGCAGACGAGUCACCGAGCUCCGCCUUUGACCAGCGUGCAGCUGGGAGAGUGAGAUCAGAGACCACAGCAGAUCGUGGCGCUGUGAUCAGGGGGUGCACUCAAGCUGUGGGUCCCUUAGCCCAGCCUUGAGAUCCUAGGAAGGCCUGCAGCCUGAAAGGGGCCUUGAAAGGUGUAUUGUUUCUCUGAAAAGCAUCACCCAGGUCAGAAUGAAAGGAAACUCUCUGUGCAGACUGCUGUAUGUGGGACCUUUGAAGACAGUCAAAUAGUGUUCAAUUCUAUAGGGAUCUUCUCUGGAUCAAGCAAUGGUGGUGAAAAAUGUUUCGCAAAGGCAAAAAGCGACACAGUAGUAGCAGUUCCCAAAGUAGUGAAAUCAGUACUAAGAGCAAGUCUGUAGAUUCUAGCCUUGGGGGUCUUUCACGAUCCAGCACUGUGGCCAGCCUCGACACAGAUUCCACCAAAAGCUCAGGACAAAGCAACAAUAAUUCAGAUACCUGCGCAGAAUUUCGAAUAAAAUAUGUUGGUGCCAUUGAGAAACUGAAACUCUCCGAGGGAAAAGGCCUUGAAGGGCCAUUAGACUUGAUAAAUUAUAUAGACGUUGCCCAGCAAGAUGGAAAGUUGCCUUUUGUUCCUCCGGAGGAAGAAUUUAUUAUGGGAGUUUCCAAGUAUGGCAUAAAAGUAUCAACAUCAGAUCAAUAUGAUGUUUUGCACAGGCAUGCUCUCUACUUAAUAAUCCGGAUGGUGUGUUACGAUGAUGGUCUGGGGGCAGGAAGAAGCUUACUGGCUCUGAAGACCACAGAUGCAAGCAAUGAAGAAUACAGCCUGUGGGUUUAUCAGUGCAAUAGCCUGGAACAAGCACAAGCCAUUUGCAAGGUUUUAUCCACUGCUUUUGACUCUGUAUUAACAUCUGAGAAACCCUGAAUCCUGCAAUCAAGUGGAAGUCAACUUCAUCUGAAAGUUCAGCUGUUUUCAAACUGCAAUGCUGAAGUGUUAUGCAAAUAAUGAAGUGAUCCCUUGCUCUAGAUUUUCCGAAGAAAAUGGAUUGUGUAAAAUGCUGAUCAUUUGUUCAUUAAAAUGUUUCCUGUUACACAGUGA
This is a messenger RNA of Nomascus leucogenys (northern white-cheeked gibbon), 1729 nucleotides long. RefSeq names its product integrin subunit beta 1 binding protein 1 (gene ITGB1BP1). Gene Ontology annotation, cellular component: cell periphery; cytoskeleton; ruffle. The record is from RefSeq and is a predicted model, not a curated record. Gene Ontology annotation, biological process: negative regulation of substrate adhesion-dependent cell spreading; negative regulation of focal adhesion assembly. Gene Ontology annotation, molecular function: integrin binding. NCBI's taxonomy places the organism in Eukaryota, Metazoa, Chordata, Mammalia, Primates, Hylobatidae.